Chroicocephalus ridibundus (black-headed gull) is the source of this 7103-nucleotide messenger RNA. It is a transcript of the gene ZNF341, whose product is annotated as zinc finger protein 341. NCBI's taxonomy places the organism in Eukaryota, Metazoa, Chordata, Aves, Charadriiformes, Laridae. Gene Ontology annotation, molecular function: DNA-binding transcription repressor activity, RNA polymerase II-specific; DNA-binding transcription activator activity, RNA polymerase II-specific; chromatin insulator sequence binding. Gene Ontology annotation, biological process: regulation of transcription by RNA polymerase II. The record is from RefSeq and is a predicted model, not a curated record. The transcript is spliced from 15 exons. Bases 507 to 3029 code for a protein of 840 amino acids. Gene Ontology annotation, cellular component: nucleus; nucleoplasm; chromosome.
GUGAGCGUCUAUCCGGCAGCCAAUGGGGGGGCGAGCGGAGCCUUCCGCCCCGCCCCUCCCACUGAGGGCGGUGACGGGGCCGUGCUCGCCGCUGUCGGCCCCGCGGGGCGGCCCGGCCCGGCCCGGCCGGGUCAUGGCGGCGGGCAGGGCACGGCCUUCCCGUGGCAGCGGUGCGGAGCGGGGGCUCCGCCGGCCCCCGCAGGCGCCGCGCCGAGAGCCCGAGCGGGGCAGGUGCGGCCGCCUGGCGGUUCCCUCCGUUCUCGGCGGGGCCCGGCCUCCGCGGGCCGCCGGGGCGGCGCCGCUCUGCCGCGGCCCGAGUUAAACGCGAGAUUCCCCCCCGGCCAGACCCAGAGCAGCGAACCGGCCCCCGGGCUGCACCCCUCUCCCCGGUCCUUCCCGCCCUCCCCGGGCCCCGCCGCGGUCGGAGGGUGCCCCCUGGCGGCGGGCGGCGCCGCCGCUCCCGGUGCCCGCUCCGGCUGGCGGGUCGCGGCCGCCCCGGCUCCAAGAUGGCGCAGGCGAUCUUCGAGGCGCUGGAAGGAAUGGAUAAUCAGACAGUGCUGGCUGUGCAGUCCUUACUGGAUGGUCAAGGAGGUGUGACAGAUCCAUCUGCUCAAAAUGUCAACUCUUCUACUGCCAUCCAGUCGAUGGAUGACGAAGACGUGUUCCUCUGUGGCAAGUGUAAGAAGCAGUUCAACUCUCUGCCUGCCUUCAUGACCCACAAGAGAGAGCAGUGCCAGGGAAACACCCCUUCCCUCUCCACGGUCUCGCUGGCCACCAACAGUGUGUACACCCCCUCCAUCACAUCGGUGCAGCAGGCUCCGAGCGCCAGCCGGCAGCAAAUUUCUACAUAUAUCACUGUUCCCCCGUCACCUUUGAUUCAGACCCUGGUGCAGGGGAACAUCUUAGUUAGCGAUGAGGUGCUGAUGUCGGCCAUGUCUGCUUUUACAUCCUUGGACCAGCCCAUGCCGACAGUGCAGCCCCCGGUACAGAGCAGCUUGAGUAUGCACGCUGGGGCUGGAUACCUCUCCCAGCCUCCCCCGCCUCCACCUCCCCCACCGCCACCCCCUCCUCAGCCUCCGCCGCCUCCCCCCCCGAGCCUGGGGGCUCCAGGGCAGCCCAGUGCCGGUGGCAGCGGGGUGGUUGAAGUGUACAGUGCACCUGCUCCUAUGGCACCAAACAGCACGGUGGAGAUCCAGACGCUGGGGAUGCAGCCCUAUCCGCCCAUGGAGGUACCGAGCCAGUGCGUGGAAAGUCCUGUGUACCCUUCUCCUGUGUACAGCCCUGGGAAGCAGGGGUUCAAGUCCAAGAGCACCAGCACUCCCACACCUUUGACCAGUGCAGGAGGAGGUGGUGUCAUUGGUUUUGAUUCCACCUCCGCUGCCAAAAAUCGUCGCUGCAAAAACGAGAGUGGGCUGCAGGAGGGCAAACCCAAGUCCCCCAAGCUGAAAUGCACUUACUGUGACAAGGCCUUUACCAAGAACUUCGACCUGCAGCAGCACAUCAGAAGUCACACAGGCGAGAAGCCCUUCCAGUGCAUCGUGUGUGGCCGAGCCUUUGCCCAGAAGUCCAAUGUGAAGAAGCACAUGCAAACCCAUAAAGUGUGGCCUCCAGGGCUGGGGUGCACCAUCUCCCGCAACUCCAUCACGGUGCAGGUCAUGGCCUUGAACCCCAACCAGCAGGAGGACGAGGAGAACACAGGUUUGACUCAGCCCUCGAGGAACCCUGCAGAACCACCCCAAGACAUGAGCCCCUUGGACGAGAGCGAGACAGGAAAACUGGAAGCCAAGCAGGUUGUCUUGAUUGAUAGCUCUUACCAGUGCCAGUUCUGCCCCAGCAAAUUCAACACCUAUUUCCAGCUCAAAUCGCACAUGACACAGCACAAGAACGAGCAGGUGUACAAGUGUGUGGUGAAGACCUGCGCUCAGACCUUCCAAAAACUGGAGUCCUUCCUCGAGCACAUCAAGAGCCACCAGGAGGAGCUGAGUUAUCGCUGCCACCUCUGUAGCAAGGACUUCCCCUCCCUGUACGAGCUGGGCGUCCACCAGUACUCCCACAGCCUGCUGCCCCAGCACAGCCCCAAGAAGGAUGUGGCCGUGUACAAAUGUGUGAAGUGUGUAAAUAAGUACUCCACCCCGGAAGCCCUGGAGCACCAUCUGCAGACAGCAACGCACAACUUUCCCUGCCCUCACUGCCAGAAGGUGUUCCCCUGCGAGAGGUACCUGCGCCGCCACAUCCCCACGCAUGGCGGGGGCAGCAAGUUCAAGUGCCAGAUCUGCAAGAAGUUCUUUCGCCGGGAGCACUACCUCAAGCUGCAUGCCCACAUCCACUCGGGUGAAAAGCCCUUUAAGUGCUCAGUGUGCGAUGCAGCUUUCAAUCGGAAAGACAAACUCAAGCGACAUAUGCUGAUCCAUGAGCCUUUUAAGAAAUAUAAAUGUCCCUUCUCAAACCACACGGGCUGCAAUAAAGAGUUCAACAGGCCUGACAAGCUGAAGGCUCACAUACUGUCCCAUUCGGGGAUGAAGAUCCACAAGUGCCAGUACUGUAACAAGUCCUUCAGCCGACGAGCCCACAUGAUGGAGCAUCAGCGUUCGCACACCGGCAACUACAAAUACCGCUGCCCCACCUGCAGCAAAGGCUUCACGCGCCACAAGUACAUGAAGGACCACAAGUGCCGGCUGGGCUCACCCAAGGACAAAGACCUGCAGCUCAGGAAGCCCCAGAAGAAGCGGGUGGCGCGGGGGCGCAAGGCGGGCCUUUCCCUCCCCAACCAGCUGGGUCUGGCAGAGCUGAAGGACGGUGCUGCUGGGGAAAGCCCCCCCGAAGGUGGCUCUAACAAAGAACCGUUCCAGGAGUCGGAUGCAGUCCUGUCCAUCGUGGUUGGUGGGUCGGGAGCUGCUGACUCGGACCUUGUCGUUCCUGGGCAGCCCAAUAGCAUUGCGUCCAAUUUGUCCCUGGCGGAACUGCAGACUGCCUCAGACGGCCCCUGCACCAUGCUGGCUGUCCCUGUUUACAUCCAAACCACGGAGUGAUAAUGCGUAGAGCCACUGUGUGGCUGAGGGCUGCUGCUGGGGCUGUCAGACUCGGUGCUGAAAUUUAUCCUAGUGAAAAAGACCAAAGCUCUUGUGGGAAGGUAGAUGGAUAUGGGAGAGAAUGGCUUUCAUCUCCACUUGUUCUUCCCAUCCUUGGGCAGAGGACUGCUUGGAAGCCACCAACGGCUACAAGGCACUGAAGAGAAUGGCUCCAUUAUUUCUUGCCCCACUGCAUCACUGGUCAGCCUGGGGCAAGAAGGACUUAAGAUCCCUGAAUCAGGGUAAGAAGGAGCAUGCAAACUUGCAACAAACAGAGCUGCUCAAAUCAGGUGGCUUUGCAAAUCACAGCCUGCCCCAUCUGUGGUUUUUCUGGCCUAAAAGCUGUAUUGCCCAGUAUUUGGGUGGCCCUUCCGAGAGCAAACAAUUGAUCCUUCCUAGUGGAAGCAAGUUCAUCCUGAGAUCCUUUGGGAACACUGUUCAGAAAUACCCUGAUAGACUUAUCUCUGGUAUCUUUCUCCCCUCCGUCUCUAUCAGUAGAAAGAUCACCUUGUCUGUACUACAUGUGUUAUAAACACCAUGGACCUCCUGUGCCGUGUGGAGUUGGUGGGUGGGAGCAUGUGUGUGUGUUGGCCUUUCUCUCUGGUUGGUAUUCCUUCCACAGUAUGUGUUCUUUCCAUGUUUUUUCUCCAUAUCCGAGGAUCUCCAAGUGCCUUAGACAUCAAUCCUUGUGACAGUUAAACAUGACCCCUUCGGUGUCCAGUGAGGGAGACUAAGGCCUGGGUGAAGUGACGUGUGCAGGGUCACACAGGAAACCUGUGAUGUUCCUUGAGCCCAUUUUCUAGCCCCAGCUCUGGGCUGGGUGCUGCAGGGUACUUCCGUGUGCUUCUCUGUCAGCUGCUUCCCAGCCUGCGCAUUCCCUUAGCUCAGUUCUGUGGGCCGGUUAUUAUAGUUUCAGUGGGUCACUGGCAGGAGGGAGUUGGUGUGGUUAGGUAGCAAGAAAUUCUGGGGUGACUGAGGCAAUUUCUGUUAUCCCCUUGGCUUCUCCUUUCUGAUUUCCCAAGUAGGAGUCCCAAAGCCAGCACCAGAGCACCAAACCCAGGAACUGAAAAUUACCAUUGUGCAAUGUUGGUAAAGGAGGUUGCUGUGCUCUCCCGUGCUUUCUUCCUGCUCCAUGUGUAGGCCAGCCAAGCUGAGCUUUCCCUGGGAAAUUUGUGUGAUGAGCUGGUAAGUUGUCUGUAGAUGCAAAAUGCUGCAUUUCCAGGCUGUUUCUCUGGGGGUGGUGCAGUCAGUCCUGGGUGCCAAAACUCUGGCUGUGUAGUCCCCUGCCUUGCCAUCUGGGAAAUGGUGGGUGUUCCUGGCCGCUGGAGCUGUCAGCCCAGCAUUACUGGUCUGACUGGCCUGAUCCUGACGCCUGCCUGCAAACUGCCUGCGCUCCAGCCCAUUGCUUGACCUCAAGGUGCUCCUCCUGUCUCCUUGUGGUAUAUUCUGCUCAAAUCUUAAAAAUAGCAGCUUACAGAGACAGCGUGCUGGUGCCGUGCCCAUCGUGGUAUCUCGUCCUGGUGGCAUGUGCUCCCAGACUGCCCCCAAUCUAAUGACGGGUUACAAUGUCACCCCUGGAAGCCUGUCACACAGUCCCUGUCAGGAUGGGUCCUGCCACCAGUUCACUUUGCUUACUCACUUUCCCGACUCACUUUUUGCCCAUUUCCCUUUUUUGUGAUGCUUCUGUACUUCCUGCUGUGGGUGGGUGUUAGGAACCGGAGCAGAGGGUUUACGAGAGGAGGCUGGGAGAAGGGGGGGUUGUUGAGGCUUGAGAAGAGGUUAAGGGGAGAAGAUGGAGCCAGACUCUUCAGAGGUGCACAGGGGUGGGAUGAGAGGCAACUGGGACAUGUUGGAACAUGGCAACUUCUGACUCGGUAUAAAGAAAAGAAAUUUCUACCGAGGAGGUGGUCAAAGGAAGUGGGGCACAGAGAGGCCAUGAGAUCUCUAAAUUCAACAGGGCAUCCUGCUCUGAGGGGAGGCGCUUGGGAGGAGGCAGCUGGGCCCGAGACCUCCAGCUGGUCCUGCCUACUUACAUGAUUCUGUCCUUCUGUGAAACGUCUUGUCUGCUUUGAAGGGCAGAGUUUAUUUGCCCCAGUGUUUGUUUUAAACACAUGGCUCUCGCAGAAACGGAAGAGUAUCAGGAAAUAGUUUUCUAAAUAUACUUUCCCUAUUUUCCUCCCCUCUGUACCCACACUGUACGGUGUCAUUAUGUGGUCUCUGGCGCUUGCUGCAGUGCUGUAGUCGGGUCUAUUUUGAGGUGAAGAUGAGUGGGUGCAGCACUCCUCCAGCUCAGGGGCACUGUCUGGAGGCCUGGCCCUUCCUUUCUGGCCCCUGCCUUCCACCAGCCCUGUGCACCGGCCAGCCAGUCUAAAUGAGAUGCUAGAAGCUGGUUUCCACUGGCUACGCUGGGUGUAAUUCAAGGGGUGGAAGCAGAGUCACAAAACAGCCUUGAAUGUGACUGUGGGACAUAAGGGCUGGGAGAUGCCACACUGUUUGCUUGAUACGUGUUUGAUAUGUGCAGAAGCGUUGAACUGAAACAAGUUUUAUCUUGAACAUGAUGUUUGUCCUCUUAGAGUAAACCUCAGAUCGAUGAGGUGUAAGAUAAUAUAACAGAGGUCCCCGCUGAGAAGCGAGGCCGGGCUGGCUGGUUGUGCAGCUCUUGCCUUUGGAAGCUCUGCAGAUGCGAGUCCGAUGGAUGCUGCACCCCAGGGGGACUGGCAGAGGAAAGGAUGGGUGGCCGCCAGCAAGUGUGGUGGCCCCUGUGCCCCGCUUCCCAGCUGGGCUAGCUGCACUGGAGCAACAGCAGGUCCUGCAGAGCUGCUCCUGGAGCCUCACUGCCCUUUCUGUGGAAAGGAAAAAUAAAUGCCAUUAUUUAAAAUAACAACAACAAAAAAAAACCCCUCUCUUCUGUAGCCAUACUGCUUGCAGAUUAAAUUUUGCCGUGGAAGGAAAUGUCACAGGAAGGAGAACUUAAUUAGCAGACUAAAUGCUGUCACUGAGACAUGGUGAGUUACCUGCGGUCGUCGGUACUAUUCAGUACAUGGGGACCAGUUGUGCGCGGAAAGUGCCUCAGCACAGCAGGCCACGAACUUCAGAAACCCUCUCUUUCUUGCCCCAGUCUUGUCCAGCUGCUUAAACUCCUCCGCAAACCUGGAGUCAGUUGUCUACAAGCUCUUCUAUUUCCUGCUGGCCAAAAGGGAAGAAUUCUACUCGGAAUUUUCCCAUUUCUGUAGCAGGGACGUGCCCGCUGUUCAGCUGCAGUGUGGGUUGAGGCAGAUGUGAGCUGCUCCGGUCACUGAUUUUGUCCCAGCAUCUUUCUGCAGGACCGGUUCCAUCCUGUGCCCUGUGUACGAUUGUUCUCUUGAGAAAAACUGUCAAAACUGUCAAAACAUCUUGGCAUUUUUUGGAAGUUCCCUGGAGUACCCCAGGCCAGAGCCAUCCCCUGGGAGAACCGGAGCCGAUACUGGAUCAGAACAAAGGUCUGUGGUGACGCUUCUGACAGCAGGUGUCUAGGUGAGAGUAAGAAAAGGUAAAAGCUCUGCCUGCCCUUGGAACUCUUCCGGCCUCUGAUAUCAUCAGCUGGGGAGGCUUUCCUGCCUUGGGAGUGAUUUCUGUCAUCCUCUGUGGAUUUUUCUUGUGUAUUUUUUAAUCUCUUUUCUGCCAUUACAAUGUUAACAAGGUAGAAUGAGGCAGGAGCCAUUACACAGCCUUGUCGCUAAACUCCCGCCUUGUACCUCAGGAGGCUGCCCUGAAUUAUGUUACCCAGCACACUGCUUUCUCCUACUUGCUGAGGCCAUGAAAAGGCUCUCUUGCCCUAUAAGCAGUUGUUUGCUUCAUUUUUCUUUGCCACUCGGUGUGUAUAUCCCGGCCUGUUUUACAGAGCACUGAGUAGUCCAGCCCUGCUCAAAAGCAAUGAUGCAUUUUCUUGGGUGAUUUCCAGCGGUAGACACUACUAUUGUCUGAGGCUGUUAUUAACUUGUUUUCACACCACCACUGAGUGGAGAGGGAGGUGUUUAUGACUUUUACAAAUGAUAG